CAUUUCUCAAGCCUGCAUGCCUCAGCUUAGACUAGCUUCCCCAUCAAGGCAAAUCUGACAGGUUUCUGCAAACAGUACAUGUCGCAGAGUUGUGGUCCCCUUGACUCUUCAUUGCUGAAACCUUCCUACUUCCUUCCUGCUGCGGGGGCGGAGGCUCCGGGGAACCCUUUUCGGACGCCGAAGGCCACACCGACAACUCGGUCGUUGGCUUCCACGCUUGGGAAAACGAGUUCCUUCUGUUGGAGACGUAACGCCCUUAGCAACCGGCCUGGCGGCGGCGCGGCCUUAAACUAGGGAGGCGGAGCUGAGACGGGGUCGGAACUGCCUGCUAACUUCAGGACCAGGUACCGGGCUGGAGGGGCCGCCUGGUGCGCUCCAGGGAUCAGUCCUUCCUCGCCCCGACGCCGAUUCCAUCUCCCCAGGGGCGGCUUCAGCAGAGCGGCCAUCCUAGGUGGGAAACUUGGGGCCCAGAUGGUAGUUUGUCUGAUCUUUCAAAGAGGAGCCAUAUCCUAUUGCUGCCUUCUCCCCGCACCCUACCCCCCACCGCAUCCCCAUCUCAUCCCAGGCUGGAUAGGCAGUGAGUCAAGCCCUCUUAACGACAGAGAUCCAGGUUUAAAUUUUUGAAAUUGAAAUAGGUCUACACAUUAGGAACUCAUGUCUUUUCUUGUAAGUAAACCAGAGCGAAUUAGGCGGUGGGUCUCGGAAAAGUUCAUUGUUGAGGGCUUAAGAGAUUUGGAACUAUUUGGAGAGCAGCCUCCGGGUGACACUCGGAGAAAAACCAAUGAGGCGAGCUCAGAGUCGAUAGCAUCCUUCUCCAAACAGGAGAUCAUGAGUAGCUUUCUGCCAGAGGGAGGGUGUUAUGAGCUACUCACCACUAUAGGCAAAGGAUUUGAGGACCUGAUGACAGUGAAUCUAGCAAGGUACAAACCAACGGGCGAGUAUGUGACGGUACGAAGGAUUAACCUAGAAGCUUGUUCCAAUGAGAUGGUGACAUUCUUGCAGGGGGAGCUCCAUGUCUCUAAACUCUUCAACCACCCCAAUAUCCUGCCGUACCGAGCCACCUUUAUUGCAGACAAUGAGCUGUGGGUUGUCACGUCAUUCAUGGCGUAUGGUUCUGCAAAGGACCUCAUCUGUACACACUUCAUGGACGGCAUGAAUGAGCUGGCGAUCGCUUACAUCCUGCAGGGGGUGCUCAAGGCCCUGGACUACAUCCACCACAUGGGAUAUGUGCACAGGAGUGUCAAAGCCAGCCACGUGCUGAUCUCCUCGGACGGGAAGGUCUACCUGUCAGGUUUGCGCAGCAACCUCAGCAUGAUCAGCCACGGGCAGCGGCAGCGUGUGGUGCACGACUUUCCCAAGUACAGUAUCAAGGUCCUGCCUUGGCUCAGCCCGGAGGUCCUCCAGCAGAAUCUUCAGGGUUAUGAUGCCAAGUCUGACAUCUACAGUGUGGGAAUCACAGCCUGUGAACUGGCCAAUGGCCAUGUCCCCUUUAAGGACAUGCCUGCCACCCAGAUGCUGCUGGAGAAACUGAACGGCACGGUGCCCUGCCUGCUGGACACCAGCACCAUCCCCGCUGAGGAGCUGACCAUGAGCACUUCGCGCUCAGUGGCCAACUCCGGCCUGAGUGAAAGCCUGGCCACCAGCACCCCCAGGACCUCCAACGGCGACUCGCCGUCCCACCCCUAUCACCGCACCUUCUCUCCCCACUUCCACCACUUUGUGGAGCAGUGCCUUCAGCGCAACCCGGAUGUAAGACCAAGUGCCAGCACCCUCCUGAACCAUUCUUUCUUCAAGCAGAUCAAGCGACGUGCCUCAGAGGCUUUACCUGAGUUACUUCGCCCUGUCACCCCCAUCACCAAUUUUGAAGGCAGCCAGUCUCAGGAUCAAAGUGGAAUCUUUGGCCUGGUAGCAAACCUGGAAGAGCUGGAAGUGGAUGACUGGGAGUUCUGAGCCUCUGAAGAACGCACAUUCUCUGUCCCAGGACGUGUGAGCCUGCAAGGACCCUUCCUGAGGGCUGGCCACAUUCCUACCCUCCUGGGUGCAGGUUGGGCAGAAAGGACAUUUCUGCCAGGAGAGUUGGCUGCUUACUGACUGGGAAAGAAAUUCCUCGAGAGAAGCUAUCCUUUAUUGCUCCGAGGCUUUUAAGACACAAGGGAAUCCCAACAACCAGGGAUUGGGAGGGGCUGGAAAGCUGACAUUCACAGUCCUGUGAGCUCAGGCACCCUGACCUCUUCGGAAGGAAGAGAUGCUGUUCUGGCCCUGAGGGCUGAAGUCCAAGCCCAGAGUUUGACUCAUUGCCCCAGGGAACUGUGUGACUUCUUCUGCCCACCCUGGCUCUCCUACCAGCCUGAUUCCAUUCUUUUCCUCUGCUCUCGGAUCCUAUAGGUUCACGGAGGGGCAAGCAAUAAGACCCCCUCCCCUCAGACCUCGCCCUAAUAACUGAAGAGAAGGGUAUUUUUUCUUUUUAAGCACUAGGUUAAGGCUGGGGAAGUCCCUCCUUAUCCCCCUUUUGCUUGGGCCCUGACACCUAAAUCCUUCCCUUGAUUCAUCUGUGUUGCUCAUUCCUUUCCCACCAAGAGUCCAUGUGACUGCCUCCUGCCAGCUUCCUCGGUGCUUCCUCCAGGGGCCGUAAUGUCUUGCCUAACCUGAGGGCUUAAGUCCUUAUGCUGUAUUAGUUUCAUUGCCAGAACAAAUUAAAAUUUCCAGAGAAUCCA
Camelus dromedarius (Arabian camel) is the source of this 2714-nucleotide messenger RNA. RefSeq names its product STE20 related adaptor alpha (gene STRADA). Gene Ontology annotation, biological process: activation of protein kinase activity; protein phosphorylation; protein export from nucleus. Lineage: Eukaryota; Metazoa; Chordata; Mammalia; Artiodactyla; Camelidae. Gene Ontology annotation, molecular function: protein serine/threonine kinase activator activity; protein kinase activity; ATP binding. The transcript is spliced from 16 exons. The record is from RefSeq and is a predicted model, not a curated record. Gene Ontology annotation, cellular component: serine/threonine protein kinase complex. Bases 655 to 1950 code for a protein of 431 amino acids.